AUGUUUGAGCAAAAGUCCUCCGGAAAAGCACUGUUUAACCUGAGUUGCAGCCAUCUCAAUCUUGCUGAAAAGGAAUAUUUUGGAUUAGAAUUCUGCAGCCAUUCUGGAAAUACUGUUUGGUUGGAACUUCUGAAGCCCAUCACAAAACAAGUAAAAAUGGACCCUGGCCAUCUUCGAGAAGAACUUACAAGGUAUCUUUUUACUCUUCAAAUAAAGAAGGAUUUGGCUGUGGGAAGACUUCCAUGUAGUGACAACUGCACGGCAUUGAUGGUGUCUCACAUCUUACAAUCAGAACUGGGAGACUUUCAUGAAGAAACAGUUAGGCAGCAUCUGGCACAAACUCGGUACUUACCAAACCAAGACUGUCUAGAGAGCAAGAUCAUUCACUUUCAUCAGCAACACUCUGGCAGGAGCCCAGCCGAAUCAGACAUUCUGCUACUGGACAUAGCAAGAAAGCUGGAUAUGUAUGGCAUCCGACCUCAGCCCGCCAGCGAUGGGGAAGGCAUGCAGAUUCACCUGGCUGUUGCUCACAUGGGAGUACUGGUGUUACGGGGAAAUACGAAGAUUAAUACUUUCAACUGGGCUAAAAUCCGUAAGUUGAGUUUUAAGCGAAAGCAUUUCCUCAUCAAACUUCAUGCCAAUAUUUUGGUGUUGUGCAAGGACACUUUGGAGUUCACCAUGGCCAGCCGAGAUGCCUGUAAGGCUUUCUGGAAGACUUGUGUGGAGUAUCAUGCUUUCUUCAGACUUUCGGAAGAGCCCAAAUCAAAGCCCAAAACUCUCCUGUGCAGCAAGGGCUCUAGUUUCCGCUAUAGUGGAAGAACCCAAAGGCAACUUCUGGAAUAUGGGAAAAAAGGGAGGUUGAAGAGUUUGCCAUUUGAAAGGAAACAUUACCCAUCUCAGUACCAUGAGCGACAGUGCAGGUCAUCGCCAGAUAUUCUCUCUGAUGUGUCAAAACAAGUGGACGAUUUGAGACUAGCCUAUGGGAGCGGGUACUACCGAAAUGUGAAUGGCGUGCAUGCAUCUGAGCCCCUGUUAGAUAGUAGACGGAGGAACUCUGCAGUGGAGGUGACAUUUGCAGCUGAGCUGGAACGUUCCAAACCAGAGGCAGACCCCACAGCAUUACACCAAUCCCAAAGCAGUUCUUCAUUCUCCUUUAUUUAUUCAGAUCCUGUCUUUAGCACUGACCUUGAACCUGAUUCCAGAGACUUCUUCGAGGAGAGGACUCCUCUAAGUUCCUUCCAAACAAGCUCUAAGUUUGCUGACAAUCACACAAGCCUAUCUUCAGGCCUCAUGAGCAAAGUGAGUCCAGCAAGACAGUUAAUGUACACAGACGUGCCCUAUGUUCCUUAUACUACACAGCAGGUUGAUAUUAUGCCUCCCCAAGUCUUUUUCUAUGUGGACAAACCACCCCAGGUGCCCAGGAGGUCUCCGAUCAUGGCAGAUGAAAGGGUUAGAUCAGAUAGCUAUAGAGAACCCACUGCAAUAAAGCCAGCCAAAAGAAGCCCAAGGAAUAUCAGAAUGAAGAACCUUCAGCAAGACCUUCAAGAACUCCAAGAAGCUAUAGCCAGGACUAGUGGUAGGGGCAACAUCAGUGUAGAUCUAGAAGAGGAAGACCCCAAUUUAGAAGAUGCAUUUGCCUAUAAUAUUCAAGAGCAAACCCCUAAACGGUCCCAGAGUCAAUCAGACAUGAAAAUGAUGCGUUUUCCUUUUGGAUCAGAAUUUCGACCUUUAGGGCCAUGCCCUGCUCUGAGUCGUAAAGCAGACCUGUUCCCCUGUAUGUUUGCAGAACAGGAGUUGCCAGCAGUUGUGGUGGAUCCAAGUGCAGCAGAGAGGUAUGUAGCUAGUGAAUCCAGUGAUUCAGAAUCUGAGAUUCUUAAACCAGACUACUAUUCUUUGUACGGUAAAGGAAUAAAGUCACCCAUGGCCAGAAUUCGCUUGUCUUCCGGCAGUCUACAACUGGAUGAAGAAGAUGAAGACAUUUCUUUUAACACCUCAGCUACUGAAGACAGGACUUUGCUAAAACCAUGCAAUUAUUUCUUAGCUUAA
Perognathus longimembris pacificus (Pacific pocket mouse) is the source of this 2046-nucleotide messenger RNA. It is a transcript of the gene Frmd7, whose product is annotated as FERM domain containing 7. The coding region runs from base 1 to 2046 and encodes 681 amino acids. The transcript has 12 exons. Lineage: Eukaryota; Metazoa; Chordata; Mammalia; Rodentia; Heteromyidae. Gene Ontology annotation, molecular function: guanyl-nucleotide exchange factor activity. Gene Ontology annotation, cellular component: cytoskeleton. The record is from RefSeq and is a predicted model, not a curated record.